Messenger RNA from Selaginella moellendorffii, 2148 nucleotides. RefSeq names its product pentatricopeptide repeat-containing protein At2g35030, mitochondrial-like. The coding region runs from base 67 to 1029 and encodes 320 amino acids. The transcript has 2 exons. Gene Ontology annotation, molecular function: protein binding. The record is from RefSeq and is a predicted model, not a curated record. Lineage: Eukaryota; Viridiplantae; Streptophyta; Lycopodiopsida; Selaginellales; Selaginellaceae.
AUUAAAUAUUAUUUAAUCUAGGCAUGUUCUUACAACAAUCUUGAGUCCAAUAUUUUGGGUUGGAUUAUGAACAGAAACUCUAACAUUCAUUUUAUUCAAUCCUGCAAAAGCCUUUAUGAAGCAAGAGAGAUUUACUUGAAUCUUAAAAGGAAUCAUCCACUUUCUGAUGAUUCCUUCCUCAGCAACAAACUCAUCCAGAUGUUUGGCAAAUAUGGAAGCCCACAAGAGGCACCCCAAAUCUUUGAUACCAUCAAACACAAAGACUCCUUUUCGUGGGCUUUCACUCAAAACUCCCAUCUUAAACAUGCAAAAGAGAUCUUCGACAAAAUGCCGCAAAAGGAUGUCUUUGCAUGGACAUCCAUGCUCUUGGCAUAUGCCCGAAAUGGGCAUCUUGUCAAUGCCCAAAAAACAUUUGAUGAGAUGCCGCAACACAGCCUUCUCUCAUGGAGUGCAAUCCUGUCAGUCCACGCACACAGCUGGGAUCUAAAAUAUGCCGAAAGGAUUAUCUCCGGGAUGCCCGAGUAUGAUCUCGUGUCUAGGAAUUCCAUUCUUGCGGCAUACGCCCGGAACGGGCAUGUAGAGGGAGCGAAACGUGUUUUCGAUUCUAUGGAGGCUCGUGACCUUGUGUCAUGGACGACAAUCUUGGUUGCCUUGUCGCAGGGCGGAGAUUUGCACGGAGCAAAGCUUUUGUUUGAUGCAAUGCCGCAGCACGAUCUCGUCGCCUGGACCACGAUGCUUGGCGCGUACGGACUGAACGAGGAUGUCGAUUCGGCACAAAGGAUUUUCCGCGAGAUGCCUGAGAUAGAUCUCGUUUCGUGCAAAACCGUGAUGCGAUGCUGCCGUGAUGCUAGACAAUCAAAGCUUAUAUUUGACUCCAUGGCGCAGAGAGCUCUCUUGUCGUGGACAACAAUGCUCGCUGUUCUUGCCAAGAACAGCCCCGGGGAGGAAACCAAGAGCUUUUUCUAUCAAAUGCCGGAGCUUGAUCUUACUUCCUGUACGAUAAUGUUGCUCUCACAACCCUCAGACUAGGAGCUUGUGAAGAUUUUAUCAAAUGCCGCAGCUAGACCUGUGCUCUUGGAACUCUAUUCUUUCGGCGUAUGCUCAAUCUGGGCAUUGUGACUUUGCUUUAAGACUCUUUAACGAGAUGCCCGAAAUGGAUAUGGUUUCGUGGAACACAAUGUUAAAUGCGUUUGUUCUAACUAGCAAACUACGUGAAGCUGCUUUACUCUUCACGACGCCAAAGAUCUAAUCUUAAGCAUGCCGUUCGUUCCCAGUGCUCUCGAGUGGACGUGCCUUCUCGGAGCAUGCAAGAGCCACGAGGAUUAUAACAAUCUAAUACUGGGAGACGAUGUAGUGAGAUCUGUAAUGGACGUAGCCGACGCAACCCCCAAGACACCCUAUGCUUUACUAGCAAAUGUCUACACAAGCUCCCAAACAAAAAAUCAAUGAUAGCGCGUGGACCUGGAGAAGUUUAUGCAAUCAGUGCCACGUCGUGACACUUCAUCAGAGUGUUCAAGAAACGCAAGACAUAACACUACAAACUUGCAGUUGUCUAUCCAAUCUUUGAGGAAUACGUGCAUAAAAUCUCGUCAAAUUGUGCGUGAAGGAAGUUGCUUUGCUUGCUUCAUAUGGUCAGACCUUGUGGCCAAUCAGAUGUUCUCCUGCCUAGUAUAUAAGUGCAAGCCUCCUCGCAUCGAUCAUACCUUUCUCUUGCGCAAUCCAAGAUGUGUUUCGGUUUCUCUCAAUCCUCUAGGCGAAAGCAGAGGCAAAGGCGCCCGUCUGCAGCAACAGGCGCCUUCGUGGGGGAUGCCGGCAGUGGCGGAGCUUGUGCUGGCACUGGCGGCGGAGGCUGUGGUGGUGGUGGUGGUGGUGGCUGCGGAGGCGGCGGCGGCGGAGCCUGCUAAAUACUCUGUAUGAGAAAUAGCCAUGCAUAUGAAUGUUUCCAAGGAUUGAGCUGGCCACGACCUUAGCACUGUUUCGGAACUAGUAAGUAGAAUCUCGUAGAAUCUAUUCAGCAAUUCUAUGUACUUCAGGUACUAUAGUGAUUCAAGUAAAAUCCAAAAAAAGGGAAACAUCCAACUUACAAUACAACGUUUUGAGCGCUCUUCUCUUGUCUUCUCUCGAGUAAAAGCUUUGAUUCUUCUAGCU